Molecule: messenger RNA, 2979 nt
Organism: Spinacia oleracea (spinach)
Lineage: Eukaryota; Viridiplantae; Streptophyta; Magnoliopsida; Caryophyllales; Amaranthaceae
Product: zinc finger BED domain-containing protein RICESLEEPER 2
Exons: 6
Coding region: 204-2144 (646 amino acids)
Molecular function (GO): protein dimerization activity; DNA binding
Source: RefSeq, a predicted model, not a curated record
AUACGAGAUAUUUUGCAAAAAGAACUUCAAAAAAAUAGAAACACAAUUUGAACGAAGAGUACUUUAAGCAUUGUUCUUAAAAUGAAAGCCCUAAAAUUGACAUGUUCAGCUACUUCACUCUCCGUCUUUCUCUCUCCGGGAGCACCAAUUGCCGAGCAGAUAUUAGUUGGUGAAGUUUGAAGAAAGUUUGCAAGUCUUACAACAUGGCACAAUCAAACUGUUGCUUGCAUGACCAUGAUAUGUUAGUAGAUGAGGAUGAUGAGUUCUUUGAAGAGUCGGUCUGCCAGCCAACAUCAGAAGAAAAAAUACAGCGUCAAAUUGACAAAAUUGCACUAUGUCCUGUGAGUUGUUAUGAGUCUGUGUCCCUUCAUUCAGCGGAUUACUUUGAUUCAUCUACCAUUGUUAGUAAAUGUGUAGAGCGGCUUGUUACUGUUUCAAAAUUUACCAUCAAUCCAAUAAGAAUGAGAAGAGAGUUGGCCAAAAUGAUUGUAUUACAUGAAUAUCCUCUCUCCAUGGUUAAUCACGUAGGGUUUAGGGACUUCUUGUGCAAACUUAAUCCUUCAUUUAGGAUGGUUUCUCAAAAGACUGUUGAGAACGACAUAAAGAAAAUCUUCAAAUUUGAGAAGUGCAUGGCACAUGGUGACUUGAGUGCAAAAUCUCCAGGUAGGGUUGCUGUUACAACAAAAAUGUGGACUUCUAGUGAUGAAAAUCGGAGAUUCUUGGCUAUCACAGGACACAUAAUUGAUGAAGACUGGAAAAGACAAUCUUUUAUCCUGAGGUUUGCCAAUGUGCCAUUCUUUGGUACAAAUCAGUCAAUUUGCAAGGUCAUUCUGGAUUGUUUCUCAUUUUUCGAUGUGGAUAAAAAACUAUCAACCAUGACAGUUGAUAGUUACACUACUAGUGACGAGCUUAUUGACCUUAUGAUGGAUAGACUCUCAGCAAAUGAGCUCCCUUUUAGAGGAAAAUUAUUUCGGCUACCAUGUUUUGCUCAUACUUUGGGCCUGAUGGUGCAGGAUGCACUUGACGUGGUUAGGCAUGUGAUUGAGAAAAUACGUGAUAGUAUUAUGUUUUGGACAUCAUCACCAGAAAGAGAAAUGAUAUUUGAGAAAGCUGCUUGUGAAGUGGGUUUAAGCACUCCAACAAAGUUGGUGCUUGAUUAUGGGUUAAGUUGGAGUUCAACGUACUUGAUGCUGCAAGAUUCAUUUCUUCUCAAGGAUGUCUUUUCUCACUUGGGACAUCAGAAAUCCUUGCCUAGUAAGGAAGAAUGGGAUUUAGUCAGGGAAGUGUGCGACAGGUUAAAAUUGCUUUAUGAUCAGAUGAAGUCUUUGGCUGACUGUCCUGUUGCUUGUAUGUAUCUUAUACAUAUAUGCGAAAUUAAAGUGAAUUUAUUGGAGUGGCUCAAUUGUGAGGCUCCAUUGAUUAAAGAGCUGGCCUCAAAGAUGUUAAAGAAGUUUGACAAGUAUUGGUUAGAAGCACGUGAUAUUCUUGGAGUAGCAACUAUAUUUCACCCCCAGUUACGAUUUAAACCACUGAAGCACUACUUUGAAAAAAUUUAUGGGAAUGAAGCUGAAAAUGAGGUUGAUAGGAUUCGCCAGAUUUUCUAUGAUUUGUUCAAAGAGUACAAGAGUUCCCUAACCAAGCAUAAAAAAAAUGACGAGGACUUGUCCUCACGACAGUCUUUCUCAUAUCUCUUUUUUAAACAACUGGAGGAGGAAGAAUCUGAACUGUGUGAGGUGGACUACUACUUGAAUGCCAGAGUAGGGAAAAUGAAAGCUUCUGAUAUCUUGUCUUGGUGGAAGGUUAAUCCGCACUCGCAUUCUGUCUUGUAUAAGAUGGCACGAGAUAUCCUUGCUAUUCCAGUUUUUGCAGUUGAUGUAGAGGAUGCUUUUGAUGUUGGUGAUAAAAUUUUGGGUGCAAAUCGUAGCAGACUUCAUCCAACUAUGGUUGAGGCAUUGAUAUGCUCUCAGAAGUUGAUCAGGAGAAGGGAACACUCGGAAUCCAAAGCUUCAUCAUCAGCCAAUAGUUUGCAUUCACUAGGUACAAUUUAUGAUGAUGCUAACUUUGAGGAUGGAUGUAUUUUAAAGGCCAAGUCUGUAGAAACAGGUAAUGAAUGUGGCGAUGAGCACUUAGAAUCAGCCAAAUGAGUGAUAACAGAGACUGGCUCAGUGAUUGCUUCCCGAACUUUUGCUCAAGUGUUCGGCUAUUGUUACAUGUAUGUUUGGUGAGAAUGAGUUUGGAUGAGCACUUCUAUCAGUCAAAUGAGUGAUUACAGACACAGACUCAUUAAUAGCUGCCCGAACUGUUGUUGGAGUGUUCGGCCAUUAUUAUAUGUAUAUGUUUGGUGAGAAGGAGUUGGAUGUUGCAGAAGCUGGUAAUAAACCUGUGAAGUAGAAUUCUUGCACUUUGUGCAGGGUUGGAGGUAUUGAUGUGUAUUUAAAUGAUUGACUCAAAGAUGUAAACACUCAAAUUCAAAUUUUAAAAGUGGGGAAGUAGAAAGUCUUUCAGUUUAAGCAUCAACUCUUAUGACCUCUUUCCCUUUUCUCUAUAUCAGCGGUUGCGCCGUUGCGAGGUUGUGGUAUUGUGGAUUUUUGGGGAUGACGAAGCGGAAGUGUGGUGGCGCCUUGGCCACAACGAAGAGGGUUCAAAAUGGCUAGGGCUUUGGUUGUGAUGGUCCAUUACAGCAAGAUUAGUGCUGGUCUGAGAGCAAUAGUCUUAUUGAGUAUUAACCUAAGACCUUCCAUUUAAAUGGAAGAGUAUGACAAAAGUAUGAGCAAGAGUCUUGGAAUUCCAAGACUCUACUCAGACGUUUAAAUUGUAAAUUGAAUCUUAUUAUUCUUAUUUUUUAUUUUUUAUUUUUUUAUGAGUACGAGGGGUGAAGUGGAAAAAUUAAGUAAAUCUGAAAGGGUCUAGACAAGAAUCUGAUUGAUAAAAUGAUAAUGUAGAAGUCUUAGCUUAUACUAGCGCUAAUCUUGCUCAGCA